Molecule: messenger RNA, 1119 nt
Organism: Echinococcus granulosus
Lineage: Eukaryota; Metazoa; Platyhelminthes; Cestoda; Cyclophyllidea; Taeniidae
Exons: 6
Coding region: 1-1119 (372 amino acids)
Source: RefSeq, a predicted model, not a curated record
AUGUACGUACACUCCUUACGCUCAUCGAAAACCCAUUUCACUACAGAAAAGCAAUCCCAUGCAGAAAUGCUGGCCCAAAAAAUAGUUGAUAUGCUUCCCAGAUCCUCAAUGUCGAGGUCAUUAUUCCGAAGCCUCGGCAUUGAAUGCAAUGUCGACAACCCGUUGAAGAGCUCUGGCCCUCUGUUAUGCAUUACUGGCACCGCUCACAGCCUUCCUGAUUUGGUGAAACGGGCCUGCAGUCCCACAUCUGUCUUUCUUAACUCUCCUACCUCCGUACCUCAGCCAGAGCCAGAACGAUCGCGAUUGCACGAUCGGUCUCGUCAGUCUGUGCCGAACCGGAUUUUGACGAAUAUGUCCGCAUCACAAGAAAACACCCCACCGUCCCUAAAGCGUUCAGCCGUUCGUCCUGAUGCCAACACUUCUACUUCUGCUCCCUGUGGGGUUGCUAAUCGUCGUCGAGGCAUUGAACCUCGUGUACUUAGACCUCGAGUCACACUCCCCUCCACGUGGAAUCAGCGCACCACCUCCCGGUCUAGUUCCUCGCCAAAACAUGGUAAACUCUUGAGAAGAUCAUCACCUUGCAUCCUAUACUCGUCCUCUAACUACUACCAAACUCAUUUUGAUAUCCACUCAUUCAUUCCUCCGGAAGACUGGGCACGAAAGCAAAUCGAGGUUCCCUCCUGGCGAAUAAAUGAUGUCAUUACGGAGCGCUGCGGAGGGGAAGCGGGUGUAUCACGUGUUCUUCGGUCGCGAAAUUCGCAGCUCACCCGCACACAGUCUCUGAAACGAUCUCGCCCACCCGAAGACUAUGAAGACACGUCGGACGGUGUCUACAUGUCUCGACACGCUCGCUUAGAAACGCAUGAAAUCAAACGAGAGCGAUUGUCUGACCAGCGUACCGCGGAGGAGGAACUCCGUUUGCGAAUUGAGUGGAGAGAACGUGAGAGCUGGCGCAAACGACAAGCUACACGAGUGGACAGUUUCAUGGAUAUUGACCCGGAGCGAUUUAUGCCGACUAGUUUGCUGGAGCCCAUCAGCAAAGUACGGUAUAUUCACGUGCGGAGUGAUAUCCCUGUCAUCGCUUUCGGCGUGAAGGUUCCUAAGCCGGAAUUUGGGUAA